Messenger RNA from Triticum aestivum (bread wheat), 1181 nucleotides. Its product is annotated as leucoanthocyanidin reductase-like. The coding region runs from base 56 to 1111 and encodes 351 amino acids. The record is from RefSeq and is a predicted model, not a curated record. The transcript is spliced from 5 exons. NCBI's taxonomy places the organism in Eukaryota, Viridiplantae, Streptophyta, Magnoliopsida, Poales, Poaceae. Gene Ontology annotation, molecular function: oxidoreductase activity.
GCCACCAUCUGCUCAUCAGCUUCUAGCAAGCUAGGCACGACGACGUACGGAAGCGAUGCCGCCUUGUGAGGAAGAGGAAGUGCCUCGUUCCGGCCCGGCACUCAUCGUGGGCGCCACCGGCUACAUUGGUCGUUUCGUGGCGGAGGCCUGCCUCGACAGCGGGCGCAGGACCUUCAUCCUCGUCCGCCCCGGCAACGCCUGCCCCGCCCGCGCGGCCUCCGUCGACGCGCUCCUACGCAAAGGCGCCUUGGUCGUCGAGGGCCGCGUCGACGGGAAAGACGGCGGGAGGUCCGUGGAGACGGCGCUCCGCGCGCACGGCGUCGAGGUGGUGAUCUCGGUGAUGGGCGGCGCCAACAUCCUCGACCAGCUCGGCCUCAUCAAAGCCAUCCAAGCCGCCGGCACCGUCAAGAGGUUUCUGCCGUCGGAGUUCGGGCACGACGUGGACAGGGCGCGCCCGGUGGGGGGCGGGGUGGGGUUCUACGAGGAGAAGCGGCGCGUCCGGCGGGCGGCGGAGGCGGCCGGCGUGCCCUACACCUACAUCUGCUGCAACUCCAUCGCCGGCUGGCCAUACUUCGACAACAUGCACCCGUCCGAGGUGCGCCCGCCGCUCGACCGCUUCCAGAUCUACGGCGAUGGCACCGUCAGAGCGUUCUUCGUGGCUGGAACUGACAUUGGCAAGUUCACGGUCAAGGCCGCGUAUGACGCCCGGAGUAUCAACAAGGUCGUCCACUUCCGCCCCGCCUGCAAUCUCCUCAGCACCAACGAGAUGGCCUGCCUCUGGGAGAGCAAGAUCGGCCGGACACUGCCGCGCGUCACGCUUAGCAAGGAGGACUUGCUCGCCAUGGCUGCAGAGGACGUCAUCCCGGAGAGCAUCGUCGCUUCGCUGACGCACGACAUCUUUAUAAACGGCUGCCAGACCAACUUCGGCAUCGACGGGUCGAGAGACGUUGAAGUAUCGAGCCUUUACCCUGACAUUCCCUUCAGAACAAUUGACGAAUGCUUCGACGACUACGCUCAUGGCCUCCACCUGGAGGAAGAAGCUGAAGAGAGCAGCAAGAAAAGCAACGCGACGUUGGUGGAGAGAUUGGCAGUUUAUCCUACGUGUGCUUAGAUCAGAUCGACAAGAGUGCAACCCGGCAACGUUUGUCUCGCUUUGUUUUUCUAGUUUGAGGCCUGUUUGC